GCACUGGAGAGUGGAGAGUGCGGAAGGCCCACCGCCACACCAUAGAUACGCUCACCCAGAAACAGUCCAGAGAUGGCACGACCGGAAGACACGGAAUCAGAAGAAGACCCGGAUGGCGACUGGGAACCCGGGACAACAGGAAGAACGGGAAGAGCGAAAGGAGCUCAGGCAGAUCGGACCAAGGAAGCCGGCGCACAGAAGAAGCACAAGAAGAAAGCGACUGCCUAUGCGAGUAAAGAUGGAGAGGGAUACUCCUGGGAAGAGGAAUAUAAACGCAGUUGGGACGUUCUGAGGGAAGACGAAUCUGGAAGUUUGGAAAGUGCGGUCAACCAACUGAUUGCAAACAAACGCCGAAGAGUCAUACGUGAUACCACUUCGAUCCAGCGAGGGAUCAUAAGACAUCUCUGCUUGAUAAUCGAUGUUUCGCUCGCCAUGACCGAUCGCGACCUUCGUCCCAAUCGACUGGAUAUGUCGCUUACUUAUGCUAAGGAAUUCGUCACGGAGUUCUUCGAUCAGAAUCCGAUCAGUCAAUUAUGUAUUCUUAUCACGAAAGAUGCGAUUGCCGAGAGGUUGAGUGGCUUGUCAGGAAAUCCGUUGGACCAUCAUAAGGCACUUAGCAAUAAAGCUAAAUUGACUCCUUCUGGGGAACCAUCAUUACAAAAUUCAUUGGAGAUGGCGCGAGCUAGUUUGUCACAUCUACCAUCACAUGGCUCAAGGGAAGUUCUUGUGAUCUUUGGCUCACUCACUACAUGCGAUCCAGAUGAUAUCAAUAAGACUCUUGAAAACUUAGAGAAAGAUCGGAUGAGAGUUUCAAUGGUUGGCUUGGCUGCAGAGGUAAGAAUUUGUAAAGAGAUAUGUAAACGGACACAAGGUCAAUACGGGGUAAUAUUGAAUGAACAUCAUUUCAAAGAGCUCUUGUUUGAGGCAAUUUCACCACCACCGAUCGCCAAAUCGACGACGAACGGGCCGAAAACUCAAAGUUCGAGUCUGAUCCAGAUGGGCUUCCCAAAUAAGAUAACUCAUGAUGCCCACCAAGUCGAUGCGUCGACCCAUUCGUUCUGUGCCUGUCAUUCGAAACUGCAGUCGACCGGCUUCAUUUGCCCUCGUUGUGGGUCCAAGAACUGCGAGAUACCUACCAAUUGCUCGGUCUGUGGUUUGACUAUUGUCAGCUCCCCUCAUCUGGCUAGGAGUUAUCGUCAUUUAUUUCCCGUCAGUAAUUGGAUCGAAAAGAAUGCCAAUUCCCUCUCGCAUCAAACUUUUAAAUGUUUUGGUUGCGACAAAGAAUUACAAGUGAACAAAGCAUCCCAAACAAACGAUGAGAGUAAUGGUAAUUCGAACAAUGCCACUAAUGCUAAUAACCCUUCGAUCAAUUUAUAUCAUUGUCCCCGUUGUAAAAAUAUGUUUUGUUACGAGUGUGACAUUUAUCAUGAACAGCUUGGCUUAUGUCCUGGUUGUUGUUGACGUCGAAUUUCUUAAAUCACUCACGUAACACUCUGUAGAUGGGGCUAUAGUAAAAACACAGAAAGUUGAUGGUUUGUGGGGCUUUCCAAAUUCCAUGCCACCUAGAAAUUCACAGACGUCAAGAGAAGGCUUCGAAUUAAAAAUUUCAGCAAUCAGAUACACUUUCCAUCAGUAUUCUUUUCUUGGUCUCGAAUUCUUUGCAAGAGAUGCAAACCAUAGUAGAAUUUUUGCAGAAAUUUUGGUGCUGUGACCAAAUCCAAUGCUUUCAUUGGCCUGUUCCAGUGUUUCUUUCACAAAAUCACCCCAUGUCUAACCUGCAACAUCAUUACUGAGUCGCCAAUCCUGACUUCUGGGAAUUCAAUUUUGGUAAAAU
This is a messenger RNA of Puccinia graminis f. sp. tritici CRL 75-36-700-3, 1834 nucleotides long. RefSeq lists its product as uncharacterized. Gene Ontology annotation, molecular function: zinc ion binding. Lineage: Eukaryota; Fungi; Basidiomycota; Pucciniomycetes; Pucciniales; Pucciniaceae. Gene Ontology annotation, cellular component: transcription factor TFIIH holo complex; transcription factor TFIIH core complex. Gene Ontology annotation, biological process: nucleotide-excision repair; regulation of transcription by RNA polymerase II; DNA-templated transcription. The transcript is spliced from 8 exons. The coding region runs from base 73 to 1461 and encodes 462 amino acids. The record is from RefSeq and is a predicted model, not a curated record.